Onthophagus taurus is the source of this 4159-nucleotide messenger RNA. It is a transcript of the gene bsf, whose product is annotated as bicoid stability factor. Lineage: Eukaryota; Metazoa; Arthropoda; Insecta; Coleoptera; Scarabaeidae. The record is from RefSeq and is a predicted model, not a curated record. Gene Ontology annotation, cellular component: mitochondrion; nucleus. Gene Ontology annotation, molecular function: mRNA 3'-UTR binding; protein binding. Gene Ontology annotation, biological process: regulation of mitochondrial translation.
ACAGUAAAAAUAUCUCUAUUUAGUUACCAAACAUUUUCGAGAAUCCGGCAUGGCUUCAAUACUAAGAUCUUCGAAAUUUGCACGAUAUAUAGCGGGAUUUGCAAGAAAUAUCGUUGUAAAUACACCCCGUGAAUUUGACGGAAGCGUAAUCAACAAUUCGCAAUGUUUUUGCGGCGCAAUUCCCCGAUCGCUAGCCACACAGGCGGUCGCUCAACACGACCAAAACCUAGAACGUCGCUUACGUUCCCUUGAUCAAGAUGUACGCAGAUCAGGUCGAAUAUCACGCCGAGACAUCGAAGAUGUCCUUGAGGAAAUUCGGAGUUCCCGAUCGGCCACAAGCUCCCAGUCUUUAUUGGUUAUUAGAUGUUGUGGAAAUCUAGUCCCUGAAGAGGUGCCAGAAAUUCGUACAAAAUUGGUCCAAGAAAUUUGGAAUACUCUAAAGAAAUUAAAUGUUCCUAUGGAUAUCUCACAUUAUAAUGCUUUAUUGAGGGUUUAUUUAGAAAACGAACAUGAAUUCUCACCAACAGAGUUCUUAACGGAACUUGAAAGUAAAGGCUUAGAACCUAAUCGAGUUACUUAUCAAAGAUUGAUCUCUCGUUAUUGUCAAAUUGGAGACAUUGAAGGAGCUACAAAAAUUUUGGAGUUUAUGAGAGAAAAGCAACUUCCAGUUAAUGAAAACGUGUUUAAUGCUUUAAUAAUGGGUCACUCACAAAGUGGUGAUAUGGAAUCAGCUAAAGGCAUUUUAAAUGUAAUGACACAGGCUGGAUUGGAACCGAGCGCAGAUACGUACACAACUCUCCUGUGUGGUUAUGCCGCUAAAGGUGAUAUGGAUGCGAUUAAAAAGACAGUUGAUGAAUGCGCCCAAAAAGACGUUCAUUUACUCGAUAAAGAUUUCUUGGAUAUUGUGUACUCGUUAGCAAGUAACGGACAUGGAAAAUAUGUUCCUCAAAUUUUAGAAAAUACAAAACGUCAAAUCGGUUAUAGUCAAGACGCGAUUAAUCUAAUUUUGCGAUUAAUUAAUAAAGGGCAAGUAGAUGUCGCUUAUGCAGUGUUAAAAACAAUUCCGAGAGGGAGUAAUGAAGACGGUGAUUUAAUGCCAUUGGGUGCUUUUUUCAUUAAACAAUUAGUAAAAGCUAAUCAUCCAUUUGAAACGAUUGUAAAAUACAGUGAAGUAUUAAAGAAUGAGGGUUUUUAUGAAAAAGGGUUAUUAUUGGCUACAGAAGUUGGAUUAGAAUCAGGAAAUGAAAACUUAGCUUUUCCGUUGAUGGAUGAACUCCAAAAAAAUGGAACUCCAAUUAGGCAACACUUUUUUUGGCCACUUUUAGCAGCUCAAAAUAAUGAUAACACCGGAAAUGGAAUCAUAAGGGUUUUAUCUCAAAUGAGUAAAUAUAACCUCGCUCCGACUAGCGAAACGAUUCGAGAUUACGUUAUCCCAAACAUGCAAGGUAAAAGUAGCGAUGUUAUCGCAAAAUUACGCGAAGCUAACAUCUCAGUGGGGCAAUCUGCCGCUAGCUUGGUACAAAGAUUAAUUCAAAAACAAGAUUUGAAAGAAGCUGCUUUAAUUAUUUCAACAAUACCGGCUUAUCACACUCCGGAAUUAAUCAGGCGAUUACUUACAAAUGCGUUCUAUGCAACCGAAGACGUCGAUUCUUAUGUCACAAUUAUACGAUACGUCGUUGAGUACAGCGAUAGGCUCGAUUCACUUCGAGGACCAAAAGAAGAAAAAAUAGAUAUUUUAGGAUCCUUUAUCAUUGAUUUAAGUUCAUUUAGAAAGUUCCCAGAAGUCGUUGAAAAAGUUUGCGAUAAGUUACUUUCGCAUGGUUUAAGUUUACCAACAAAAGCAGCCGAAAGAAUCCAAGAAAAACUCGGCGAAAACAUGACAUCUAAGACAAACGAUUUACUAGAAAAAUUAACUUCCGGCGAAUUAAAACCGAUUCCUAUAACAAAAUCGAAAUUACCCGCUUAUACCCCAUACAAUCAAAUGAAUAUUCCACAACUUGAACAAUUAAUUAAAAAUUUAGACGCAAAGAAACAAGAUACGAAAGGUUUUAAAAGGCAUUUAUUAACGUUAUAUUAUCAAGCGAAAGAACUUGAAAAAAUGGAGUCUUUGACAAAGAAUCUUUCUGAAGAUCCAGAAUUUAAAUAUACUUCAGGAAUUUAUGCCCAAAUGAUGGAUGUUUACUCAUAUCAUAAUAAACCGGAGGAAGCAAAGAAUUGUAUGAAGAAAAUGCAAGAAUUAGAACCUGAUCGUGCAAUUGAUGACUCAAAAAUACUUCGAUACUCACUUUGUUUAAUUAAAUCCGAUCAAUUCGAUAAAGCAAUUGAAGUAUUAACCGACCCAAAUUUAAAACGACGAAAUGAACAAAAAUCUGUUGGUUAUAAUGGGCUAUGCUGGACGAUUUUAAAUCAUCUCGCCGAAGCUGGACAAGCUGAAAAGUUACAAAAACUUUUUAAUGUUUUGCAUCAAAAUAAUUACAUUGAAGUUAAUAAUAUUUUAUUGGGAUCUUUAGUUAAAGUACAUAUUAUUAAUAAAGAUCUUGAUAAAGCGUUGGAAGCUUUCGAAUGGUGCGCUUCACAAUUUAAAGCCACACCAUGGAAAGGUGAAUUAACUUGCCAAUUAAUCCAAAUUGAAGACGCCGAAAGAUUACAAAGAGUCACCGAUUUAAGUACAUCAGUUCACGGAGAAAUCAACAGUUUAUAUGAUUUAGUUUUUGCUUUCGUUGAAUGUGGUCGAAUUCGUCAAGCGAGAAAAAUUUUAGAAACCCCCGGAUUACAAAACAGACCUCAAAAAAUUCAAAACGUUUGUGAAAGAUACCAAGUUGAAGGGUUAGUUAAACCAUUGGAAGGGUUAAAAGAUGCAACUAAAGAUUUGAGUCACAUCGAUCGAUCUAAUAUUUACUAUCAACUUCUUUUAAGUUAUAUAAAACAAGAGGAAACCGAAAAAGCUAUUGGGUUAUGGACCCAAAUGCAAGAAGAAGACAUUUUAGCAUCAGAUAAAUUUUUACAUGUCCUUGGAAAUUAUUUGAAACAAAAAAAUUUAAAUGUACCUUUUGCUAUACCUCAACAAGAAGAAACAAAUGUUGUUAAACAAGAAAGAACUUCAACAACCUCUGUUACUAAACGGAUUAAAAAGGAUGUUAUUAAUUUUCGACAACAAAUUAAUUCAGGCAAUGUAACUGAAGCUUUUAACAUUUAUAAGCAAACGAAAGAAUCUCUUUCUCUUAACGAUUUAUCAGCUUUGUUAGAGAAAUUGGUGCAACAAGAUCAUUUAUCAGAUGCCAAUAAACUAUGUAUGGAUAUGUUAGAAAAACAACAAAUUCCUUUACCAAGAGUAUUUCGUUAUUUUCUAAAUAAGUUGGCCGGAAAUGGUGAGGUGGAAACUUUGGAGAAAAUUGGCUCCAAACUUGAUCAAGAGAUGAAAAAGGUUGUAUCUUUAGAUAACAGGAUUUGUCAUGCAAAUUUAGUUGCGGGAAAAGCUGAGGAUUAUUUGAAUAUGUUAGCGAAGGAAAUUGAUCAAGCAACUCCGGAGAGUUUAGCACAAAUUUCUGAGAAAUUUCCUAGAGGUGGAGCUGUCGGAAUUUUGGAAAAACAUCCAGAACUAACAGAAAAAUAUGAACAAAUAGCACAAAAAUAUUCCAAACAUAAAAUUAUAGCACCUUAUAACGUUCUUUGGGCACAGUACUUUAUAAAAGGUAAUGAUGAGAAAGCUGAACAAAUUUGGAAAGAUUAUUUACAAGGCGCCCCAAGAAUAAUGUUCCAAAGAGUAGUUCAGGCAGCUAGAGAUAAUCAAGAUGUAGUAUUAAUUAAAAAAUUAAUUGAUCACUUAAAAACGAGCAAAGUAACUGAAGGAGCUUUAGGGAAUGCAUACAGUUGUCUUUUGGAUGUGGUGGUUGCGAAAGGAGAUAAAGAUGAAGUGAUAUCGACGUUUGAGGCAACUGUUAAAGAAAUUCCGAUUGAAUCGAUAAAUAGAACAGCUGUUUUGAGGGUAAAAGAUAUUUAUACAAGUCAAGAAAAGCCGUUUAUUCAUAAAAUACCUUUGAAAAGUAAAGGUAAUAUUAGUAGUUCACAAGAAGACCAAAAACGAUAAAUAAUUUGAAUAUUAGUUUAAGUUAGAUUGUAAAUGUUAUUUUAUAAUUAAAAAUAAAAACUUAUUUGAAAG